AUGGCCUCCGUAGCCAUUUUGUUGUUCAUAUUAAUGUUAUUCGCAAAAGAAGGCACAGGUGAAAGCAGCAUUAAGGUGGGGUCUUUGCUCUCUGCUGGAGGCAAUCACAGUUCAUGGGCAUCAAGUUCUGGCCAUUUUGCUUUUGGGUUUUACCAGCAAGGUGAUGGCUAUGCUGUUGGAAUAUGGCUGGUUGGUGCUCAAAACACUAUUAUCUGGACUGCUAACCGUGACAGCCUCCCACUCUGUUCCAAUUCCACCUUGAACCUCACCACAACUGGCCUCUGGCUUUUCCCGAGUCGAAGGGAAGGCCAAGUUCGCAUUUCCAGUAUAGAAACUGACACAGUAACUUCUUCAGCAUCUAUGCUUGAUUCUGGCAACUUUGUGCUCUAUAAUGCGAGUCACACUGUUCUCUGGCAAAGCUUUGAUUAUCCAACUGACACCAUAUUAGGAGGUCAGAAUUUAACUACCUAUUCUAAACUGGUUUCUAGUAAGUCCAAAUCAGACCAUUCCAGUGGACGUUACGUUCUCCGCAUGGAUUAUGUUGAUGAUCACCUCGUGGCUUACCCUGUCAACAGCCCAGCAACUGCUGGUGCUGCUUACUGGGCUUCAAAUGCAAAUAUUGUCCAUAGCCGUCAUAAAGUUUCAGGCUUCUUUUGCUUUGCUGUUGACGUCCCCGAUUUUUAUAGCCGCAGCAUGGAUGGCUACACUGUCCAUAUAUGUUUUAACAAUAGCAUUAGUCCCGGAAAGAAAUCACACAACAUGAGUUCAAUCUACCGUGCAACACUUGAUGUAGACGGGAACUUGAGAUUGUAUGAGCACCAAUUUGAGGGCAAUGGAAGCUCACGUGUCCAAAUACUGUGGAGCACCUCGCUUAAGAAAUGUCAAAUCAAGGGGGUUUGUGGGUUUAACAGUUACUGCUCAAACGUAACAGUAAAAGGCGAUGCCGUGUGUGACUGUUUUCCUGGUUUCGUCCCCUACAACAGCAGCGGUAACCUGACUCUGGACUGCACACUGGCCCACACCGAAGAUGGUUGCCAAAGCAGUGAAAACCAAAACACAACGAAUUUCUAUAAGAUUGUUCCGUUAGAGGAUGUGUAUUGGGAUGAUGAUAGUAAUAAUCCAUAUCUUGUAAAACAGAUGAAGAAGGAAGAGUGCGUGAAGUCUUUCCUGGAAGAUUGUGAUUGCAUGGCAGUGUUAUAUUCAGACGGCAAGUGCAAAAAAUACACACUUCCGCUAACAUAUGUCAUAAGGAAUCAAAGUGCAUCGACCGUGGCUCUCUUCAAGAGGCCUUCAGGAAUUGUCCCAAGUCUAUUUCCAAACAACUCCAAACAUAUGCCUCAGCCUGGGCCUGGGCCUAUGGUGAUUGUGGAUAACAAGAAAAGUCUGAUAAUGAUUCUAGCCUUUGCGUUGGGUUUCAUUUCAUUGAUAUCCUUGGUAUUAGCGGUGUCCAUUUUCUUCACUUAUAAGCGAAAAGCUUAUAGGUAUACAACGUUGUACACAAGUGAGAGUCUGGGAUUUACUGAUGAAUGUUCUUUGCGUUCAUUUUCUUUCGAUGAACUUGAGAAAUCCACUGGAGGCUUCACGGAAGAAAUAGGCAGAGGAUCGUUUGGUGCGGUUUAUAGAGGCACAAUUGGUGUCAGUAACAAAAGUAUCGCUGUCAAGAGGCUGGAGAGAAUUGCUGAUGAAGGGGAGAGGGAAUUCCGAACUGAAAUUACUGCUAUUGCUCGAACACAUCAUAGGAAUUUGGUUAAGCUCAUUGGUUUCUGCAUCAAUGGAUCCAGGAAGCUUCUUGUUUAUGAGUAUGUCAGCAAUGGGUCUCUUGCAAGUCUUCUCUUGAAAAGUGAGAAGAAACUAUCAUGGGGAGAGAGACUAAAAAUCGCAUUGGACGUUGCCAGAGGAGUCUUGUAUCUACAUGAAGAGUGUGAGGUCCGUAUUAUCCACUGCAACAUAAAUCCUCGGAAUAUACUUAUGGAUGAAGCGUGGACUGCAAAGAUCUCUGAUUUUGGAUUGGCAAGGCUUUUAAAGACGGACCAUUCGAUAAUGAAAAAAGAGGAUGAUGGCACAAGCAAGUACUUGGCACCUGAAUGGCAGAAGGAUGCACCGAUAUCAGUAAAAUUUGACAUUUACAGUUUCGGAAUGGUACUAUUGGAGAUCGUGUGCCGCAGACGCAGCAUAGAAAUGAAUGUUUCCUCGGCAGAGGAGAUACUUCUUUCCAGCUGGGUAUAUCAAUGCUUUGCAGCAGGGCAGUUAAAUAAACUUGUGACAGAAGAAGGUGUAGAUUGGAUAUUAUUGGAAAGAAUGGUGAAGGUGGGGUUGUGGUGUGUGCAAGACAAGCCGUCUCUUCGCCCUUCAAUCAAGAAUGUCAUCUUAAUGUUGCAGGGAUUGAAAGAUAUACCAAUUCCUCCCUCUCCAGCUCACCACCCUAAAUAAAUAUCCUUAGGAACAUGUUUUUCCCUUUAUAACUUUUCUUUGUAUUCAAGUUUAGUAUGUGUUUCUUUUUCAUCUUGCACUGUUGUUCUUGU
Molecule: messenger RNA, 2522 nt
Organism: Cajanus cajan (pigeon pea)
Lineage: Eukaryota; Viridiplantae; Streptophyta; Magnoliopsida; Fabales; Fabaceae
Source: RefSeq, a predicted model, not a curated record